Molecule: messenger RNA, 6102 nt
Organism: Mesoplodon densirostris (Blainville's beaked whale)
Lineage: Eukaryota; Metazoa; Chordata; Mammalia; Artiodactyla; Ziphiidae
Gene: REC8
Product: REC8 meiotic recombination protein
Exons: 19
Coding region: 4140-5972 (610 amino acids)
Biological process (GO): replication-born double-strand break repair via sister chromatid exchange; synaptonemal complex assembly; mitotic sister chromatid cohesion
Cellular component (GO): synaptonemal complex; cohesin complex
Molecular function (GO): protein binding; chromatin binding
Source: RefSeq, a predicted model, not a curated record
CCUGAACCCACCAGACAUUUCUGCCUCAGGACCUUUGCACUUGCUGCUGCUUUUGUCUAAAACACUCUUCCUUCAGGUAAGCACAGGACUUGCCCCAUCUCUUCAGAGAGGGCGUCCCGGAGCACCCAAUCCAAAUAGCAGCCCUCACUCUUCUCUAUUCUCUUAUGCUGCCUCACUUUUCUUCAUAGCACUGAUUACCACUGCGCACAUUUCUAUCUGUCUACUUGUUUAUCAUCACUCCUUCCCUAUUCCAUGAGAACAAGGACUUGUUUUGUUCAUUGCUCUAUCCCCAGUGUCUAGAGUAGUGCUUGGCACAUGGUAGGCAUGUAAUAAAUACUUGUUGAAUGAAUGGACAGAUGAAUGAGCAAGUUACUGUGUCCCUUAUCUCUUAAACUAGGUCCUAAGCACCUUAAGGGCAGGUCCCCCCACUUUAUCAUAUUUGUGCCCCAGCGUGAACACGUAUGAACACUGACAAUAUAUGUACAGUGAUCGAAACAAUUUGUAAGUAUCAUGUAGAAACCAAUUUAGCCAAGCACCAUGGAAUAGGGAUUGGGAACACUGGAAUUCAAAAGAGCAGAGUUCCCAACCAGGCUGCCACUAAGGAGCUGUGUGGUCUGGAACAAACAGUCCAUAUGGGCCUCUGUUUUCUCAUCUGUAAAGGCAAGUCUUGGACUAGAUUUUGAAAUCCCCUUCAGCCGUAAUAUUCUGUGGUUGUAAAUUUAGGGCAAUUGCACAUUCCUCUGACACACAUUUGCUAAGCUAAGUUUCAGGCACUAAUGGAAAAAACAAGAACCUCUCAAGAGUUCCCGGAUUGAAGGAACAAGAUAAAAUGGGGUCAGCUUGGCUGCAAUAAGAGCCGAGUCUUUUUUUUUUUUUUUAUUAAACUAUAGCUGACUUACAAUAUUGUGUUACUUUCAAAUGUAUAGCAAAGUGGUUCAGUUAUAUAUUUUUCCAGAUUCUUUCCAUCAUAGGUUAUUACAAGAUAUUGAAUAUAGUUCCUUGUGCUAUACCAUAGGUCCUUGUUAUCUAUUUUAUAUAUAGUGGUGUGUAUCUGUUAAUCCCAUACUCCUAAUUUAUCCCUCCCUCCCCUUUCCCCUUUGGUAACCGUUAAGUUUUUUUCCUAUGUUUGUGAGUCUGUUCCUGUUUUGUAAAUAAGUUCAUUUGUAUUCUUUUUUAGGUUCUACAUAUAAGUGAUAUCAUAUAUUUGUCUUUCUCGGUCUGACCUCACUUAGUAUGAUCAUCUCUAGGUCCAUCCAUGUUGCUGCAAAAGGAUUAUUUUGUUCUUUUUUAUGGCUGAGUAGUAUUCUAUUGUAUAUAUGUACCACAUCUUCUUUAUCCAUUCAUCUGUUGAUGGACACCUAGGUUGCUUCCACAUCUUGCCUGUUGCAAAAAUAAUGUUGCUAUGAACAUUGGGGUGCACAUGUCUUUUCAAAUUAGAGUUCUCAUCUUUUCCGGAUAUAUGCCCAGGAUCAGGAUUGCUGGAUCAUAGGUAGCUCUAUUUUUAGUUGUUUUUUUAAAAAUUUAUUUAUUUUUGGCUGCAUUGGGUCUUCCUUGCUACGCACGGGCUUUCUCUAGUUGUGGUGAGUGGGGGCUACUCUUCAUUGUGGUGUGCGGGCUUCUCAUUGCGGUGGCUUCUCUUGUUGCAGAGCACGGGCUCUAGGCGCACGGGCUUCAGUGGUUGUGGUACCCAGGCUCAGUAGUUGUGGCUCACGGGCCUAUCUAGAGUGCAAGCUCAGUAGUUGUGGUGCACAACUUAGUUGUUCUGUGGCAUGUGGCUUAGUUAUUCUGUGGGGCUUAGUUGUUCUGCGGCAUGUGGUGUCUUCCCAGACCAGGGAUCAAACCUGUGCCCCCGCAUUGGCAGGCGGAUUCUUAACCACUGAGCCAGCAGGGAAGUCCCUAUUUUUAGUUUUUUAAGGAACCUCCAUACUUUUUUCCAGUAUGGCUAUGCCAAUUUACAUUCCCACCAACAGUGUAGGAGGGUUCCCUUUUCUCUACACCCUCUCCAGCAUUUAUUGUUUGUAGACUUUUUAAUUAUGGCCAUUUUAAUCGAAGAGAGGUGAUACCUUAUUGUAUUAAUAGCUUGGGGAGACUUCCGUGGUGAUCCAGUGGGUAGGACUCGGUGCUCCCAAUGCAGGGAGCCCGGGUUUGAUCCCUGGUCAGGGAACUAGAUCCCACAUGCAUGCCCCAACUAAGAGUCCGCGUGCCACAACUAAGAAGUCUGCAUGCCUCAACUAAGAAGUCUGCAUGCUGCAACUAAGAGAUUCUGCAUGCAGCCAAAGUAAAUAAAUAUUUUUAAAUAAAGUAAAAUAAAUAGUUUGGACUUGCAUUUCUCUAAUAAUUAGCUAUGUUGAGCAUCUUUUCAUGUGCCUGUGAGCCAUCAGUAUGUCUUCUUUGGAGAAAUGACUAUUUAGGUCUUCUGCCCAUUUUUUGAUUGGGUUUUUUGUGGGUUUUUUUGGUAUUGCGUUGUAUGUGCCGUUUGUAUAUUUUGGAAAUUAAGCCUGUGUCGGUCGCAUCGUUUGCAAAUAUUUUCUCCCAUUCGGUAGGUUUUUUCCUUUUGUUUAUGGUUUCCUUUGCUGUGCAAAAGCUUCUAAGUUUGAUUAGGUCCCAUUUGUUAAUUUUUGGCUUUAUUUCUUUUGCCUUGGGAGACUGAUCUAAGAAAAUAUCUCUACAGUCUAUGUCUGAGAAUGUUUUGCCUACGUUCUCUUCCAGGAGUUUUAUGGUGUCAUGUCUGAUUUAAGUCUUUAAGCCAUUUUGAAUUUAUUUUUGUGUAUGGUGUGAAGAGCUGAGUCUUAAUAAAGCAGCAGAAGCAUGCCCUGGAGUCAAGACUGGGAAGGAUAUUCUAGGCCAAAGAAAUGGCUGUGCGAAGGCAGGAGGCAUGGGGAAUGGGAUAUUUGUUAAGUACAACCAUACAACUUACAUUACACAAAGAAUUUCUGAGGCAAAACAGCUUUUGUACGCUGAGAAGUAUGCCCUGCAUCCAGCAAAACUGAAGUCUCAGCCAGGAAAACAUUCACACCUGGAAAACAGCCAGGUGAGGAAUGCCACAACCUAAACUGUUCAAAUUUAGGAAAUGACCCGACCCUCGCUGCUUCCUGUGAGGUCUUUCUUCCCCAACGACCUGGGGCGGCUCCAAGGCCACCUCAUACCCGUUUCUACCUCCCUAGCUCACCAUAGGCCCUAGGCUGGGAACAAAGGUGGACCAACCAAUUGCUACUCGGUGGGAUCUGGAGAAAAGGGCAAAGGUCUAACCGCAGGUCAGGCACCCCAAACAGGGCGUGGCGGUUGCCCUUGGCAUCACGCAACCUCCCCGGUAGUUGAAGCACCCUUGUUACCAGGCUCGCUGCAGGUGAGGCUGGGGUCUUGCUCCCCGCUCAUUGGUCCGCAGAGAAGCACCUCUGAGGAACCCCUGUUGCCCAGGCGAGGACGAGAGCCCAUUGGUCGGGACACCUCACAAUGCCCCCCCCGCACCCCCCACCCCACUCCCGCGCGUGCAGGGUUCUUCCCAUUGGUUCGCUGCCUGCCUCGGGAGCCCCCUGUGGCCUCCAACCAAGCAGCCUACUUGGCGCACUGCUGGCGAGUGUCCCCAAGCUGACCCUGUUCCCCAUUGGCUGCUGUGGGGGCCGCCGCCAUCUAAUGAGGAGGGAGGCGCCGAGCACCCGAGCACGCGUUCCCUGCGGCGGGAUCUAGCUCUGCAGCCGCGGGGCCGGGCAAGGGCCGAAGCUGUGCAAAGGACGAGAGACCGGCUUCUCUGCGGAGGACACCUGUUCUCCCUCCGGACCUGGUCUGGGUCGCAGCUCGGGCUUCCCGUCGCGGAGCUGUGCGUCUCCAAUCUGGAACCCAACCCGCGAGGCUCCAGUAAGUACGAAGCACCCACGCAGCGCGCGAACCGGCUCAGGGCGGACGGAGAGAGUGUCCCUGCUCCUGUGUAUCCAGUGUGCGUCUCCAUUUACUUAUCCCCUUAAUCGUUUAUCCACCCAACGUUUAUCGGUUCGUUUAUUUGGCAUUCUGGGUGCAACUCUCUGCGCCGCUUGUCCACAUCCUUCUCUCCGACGGUGUGGGGAAACCCUGUGCCCUGAAGAAUUCGGACUGAGAUCCGAAAGGAAGAGUGGUGUAGACGAGGGUGCAACCCCGGAGGGACCAUGUUCUACUAUCCCAGCGUGCUUCAGCGCCACACGGGCUGCUUCGCCACCAUCUGGCUGGCAGCAACGCGCGGCACCCGGUUGGUGAAGCGCGAAUACCUGAAGGUGAACGUGGUGAAGACCUGCGAGGAAAUCCUCAAUUACGUGCUGGUACGAGUGCAGCCCCCGCUGCCCGGUCUGCCGCGGCCCCGCUUCUCCCUUUAUCUCUCAGCCCAGCUCCAGAUUGGCGUCAUUCGGGUCUACUUGCAGCAAUGCCAGUACCUUGUAGAGGACUUCCAGCACAUCCUGGAGCGCCUGCACCGGGCCCAGCUGCAGAUCCGCAUUGAUAUGGUGGAGACGGAGCUACCCAGCCUGCUGCUCCCUAAUCACCUGGCCAGGAUGGAGACUCUGGAAGAUGCUCCAGACCCCUUUUUUGGGAUGAUGUCUGUGGAACCCAGACUGCCCAGUCCCUUCAAUAUCCCUCAGAUUCAACACCUCCUAGAGGCUGUGACCCCAGAGAGAGUUCUUGAAGAGAUCCCUCCUGAAGUUCCUAUAGAGCCAGAAACGGGCUGGUGUGACUUCCCUCCCCCUCCAGAAAGGAUUCCGGUCACUGCACCGUCUCCCGAGGCCAUCACGCUCCCGGAGGUGGAGCCCAUACGUAUGCUUAAGAUUGAGGGUGAACGGGACCUCGCAGAGAUCAGCCGCCGAGAGUUGGACCUGCUGAUCGCAGAGGAGGAGGAAGCCAUCUUGUUAGAGGAAGGUCGGCUAGGCAGGACCAUCUGGCCACGUAGGGCCCGCCCGGUGCUGGAUGAGUACAAAGAGGAGCUCCGGGUCCCAGAGAGGGAGAUCACAGUCCCCCCGCCCUCACCUCUAGCUCUUCCAGAGGUGGAGGAGGCUGCAGAGCUACCUCCAGUUCGGGUCCGGCCCCCCGAGGAGCUGAAGCCACCAGCCUGGGAGCCCGAGGCCCUACUUCCUGAGGUAACACCCCCGCUGGAGCUGCGUCUGCCACCCCCCGUCAGCCCAGAGCGGAGGAGGCCCCCAGUCCCCCCACCUCCCAGGAGCCCACCUGCUCGUCGCCGCCGCCGCCAGUUAUUAUUCUGGGACCGGGAGACCCAGAUCCCCCGGGAGGAAUUCCAGAAACAAAUGCAGACCAGAGCCCACUGCCGGGAGUGUCCAAUGGUGCAGCCUCCUGAGAGGAUGAUCACGAGCCCCGCGGAGCUGUUCCGAACCCCGACUCACUCUGGCCGGCUACCCCAAGAACUGCUGGCUUUCUGGACCCACUGUGCCCAGCCACUCCCGCUUGCACUCAGGAGAAGGCCACCCCUGGAGCCCGAGGAAGAGGAAGCUGAGAGGGAGGCGGCAGCUGAGGAGGAAAGGAGAAAGGCUGAAACUCCGAGCGACAUCGAGGUCCUGAGGGAGGCCCUGGAGCCCAGUGUGCCUCUCAUGCCUUCAGGUAAAAUCUCCCUAGAAGCGGCCGAGGAGGAGAAGACGCGCGUCAGCCUCGUCCCCCUGGAAGAACGGUGGGCCUGGGCUGAGGUGGAGCGGCCAGAAGCCCCUGCAUUGCCCGUGGUGCCGGAGCUCCCUGAGGUGCCUGUGGAGAUGCCGGCGGAGCUGCCCCCGGAGCCCGAGCCGCUCUCGCUGGAGGCUGUGCACAGGGCAGUGGCACGGGAGCUGCAGGCCAACAGGGAGCCUGACUUCAGCAGCCUGGUGCCCCCUCUCAGUCCCCGCAGGGUGGCCGCCCGGGUCUUCUACCUGCUCCUGGUGCUUGCUGCACAGGAGAUCCUUUGUGUGAAACAAGAGGAGCCAUAUGGGCGCCUCCUGAUCCAGCCAGGGCCCCGAUUCCACUGCGGUUAGAGCCAGUUUACAAAGCUGCCAGGGAACCGGCUUCGGUACACAACGUCCUGCCUCACUUCGGAACACGUAUCUCUAUCCUUCCUGCUCCCAGAGCUACUGUUCAAGCAGAAAAUAAACUGCCUUCAUUACA